Paramecium sonneborni is the source of this 414-nucleotide messenger RNA. NCBI's taxonomy places the organism in Eukaryota, Ciliophora, Oligohymenophorea, Peniculida, Parameciidae. The record is from the annotation of a GenBank genome assembly.
AUGAUAGAUUUCUUAGAAAUUAGGAAUAAAUUAAAAGAUUAUUAUAGUAUUUAAGAGCAAUAUUAAAAUUCUUAAUUUAAGUAACAAGUAAGUAAGCACAACUACUGAAUGAUUUAAUGAAUAUGAAGUAUAUGAUUAGAAUAAAAAUAUGACAAAUUUACAAAGAGAUUAAAAGAAUUGUAAUAAAAAUAUAAAAGAGUAGGAGAUUUGAUUUCAAAAUUACUUAUUGAAAAUAGUUUGCUGGUUAGAGAAAAUUAGAGUCUUAAACAAGAGAUAAUAAAUUUAAAAGUUUCAGCAAAAAUCCUUUAAUAUCAAAAUUUGUUAAUUCUAGAGUUGAUCAAGUAAUUCAAUGUCAUCCAAUAAAUCAUUUUAUAUGCUCUAAAACUUAUUUACUAUAAUGUUAGAGAUAACUGA